AUGGUUCCUAAUCCCAACCAAAAAAGUCUCCAAGCCCAGAUUGAGGCACCAAAGUUCGCAGAGGUUACAUGGUACAAAGAUGCAGGUCUAAGGAAACUCUAUGGCCUCUGUGCAAUCAUUAUCUUGAGUUCUGCAACAACUGGUUUCGAUGGGUCUAUGAUGAACGGUUUACAGAUGGUCCCUGCGUGGCAGGACUUCUUUAACCAUCCUAGCGGAUCAAUCCUCGGGCUCUUCAAUGCCAUCAUGGGUAUUGGGUCUAUCUGUGGUCUUCCAUUUGCGCCCUACAUUUCCGAUUUUCUAGGUCGUCGUCUUGCCAUCUGUACUGGAAUCUUCUUCAUGAUGCUCGGUAUUGCCGUCCAAACAGCUUCUCAGAACUUUGGCAUGUUCGUUUGCUCCCGAUUCUUCAUCGGAUUCGGCUGCUCUAUCUCCCAAGCUUCUGCUCCCCUUCUUCUCACAGAGAUCUGCCAUCCCCAACACAGAGGUAGAGUCACUGCUGUCUACAACACGACCUGGCACAUUGGAGCUAUCAUUGCCACCUGGGUGACCUACGGAACCUUCAAGAUGGAGAGCGAUUGGUCAUGGCGAUCCCCAUCUAUUAUGCAAGCUCUUCCUUCAGUGAUCCAGCUCACCUGUCUCUGGAUGGUCCCCGAGUCACCACGUUGGCUCCUAUCCAAGGACAAGCCUGAGCAGGCCCUGAAUGUCCUAGCUAGAUAUCACGCCAACGGUGACACCCAGGACCCACUUGUCCAGUUCCAGUACCAGGAAAUCAAGCACACGAUUGAGAUGGAGCAGAGUGUUAGCAAGAACACCGGAUGGUCAGAACUGUUUGCCACUAAGGGUAACCGCCACAGAAUGAUUCUGAUCAUGACUGCUGGUCUUUUCUCCCAAUGGUCUGGUAACGGUCUCGUCUCAUACUACUUUGGUGUUGUCAUGAAUACCAUCGGCAUCACAGAUGCAGACACACAAUUCAAGAUCAACGGAGGGUUGUCUAUCUGGAACUGGAUCGUUGCCGUCUCCUUUGCGUUCUCCGUAGAUAGGUUUGGACGUCGCCCCUUGUUCUUGGCCUCCACGUCCGGUAUGCUGGUUGCAUUCAUCGUAUGGACCAUCUGUUCAGCCCAGUACGCGCUCCAUGAAUCCAAGGCUGCAGGCCAGGCAGUUGUGGCCAUGAUCUUUAUCUAUAACACUACCUACAACUUCGCCUGGUCCGGAUUGUUGGUUGCCUACUCGGUAGAGAUUCUCCCGUACAGCAUCCGUGCUAAGGGUCUCAUGUUGAUGAAUCUCUGUGUCCAAAUUGCUCUCGUGUUCAACCAGUAUGUCAACCCUGUUGCCCUUGAAAGAAUCGGCUGGAAAUACUACAUCUUUUACUGUGUCUGGAUCGGGUUCGAGUUGAUCGUUGUCUACUUCUACUACGUCGAGACCAAGGGACCAACGCUCGAGGAGAUCGCAAAGAUCUUUGACGGUGAUGAUGCAAAGGUUGCAAGGGUCUAUGUAAAGGAAACGGGCGAGGUCCUGUCAGAUCUGACCCCUGUUCAGAGCUAUUCCGGUGAGAAGGGGACUUCUCAGGUGGUAGAGAGGCCGUCGGAUGCGCAUGUUUGA
Molecule: messenger RNA, 1596 nt
Organism: Morchella sextelata
Lineage: Eukaryota; Fungi; Ascomycota; Pezizomycetes; Pezizales; Morchellaceae
Exons: 4
Coding region: 1-1596 (531 amino acids)
Biological process (GO): transmembrane transport; carbohydrate transport
Cellular component (GO): membrane
Molecular function (GO): carbohydrate:proton symporter activity
Source: RefSeq, a predicted model, not a curated record